AUGGAGCUUCCUCAGCUGGCGUCCUUCCUCGGCGUGGUGCUCGCCACGGUGCUCUUCCUCAAGGCUGUCCUCCGCCGCCGCCGCCGCCAGUACAACCUCCCGCCGGGCCCCAAGCCUUGGCCGAUCAUCGGCAACCUCAACCUCAUCGGCACGCUCCCGCACCGCUCCAUCCACGCUCUCUCCAAGAAGUACGGCCCCCUCAUGCAACUGCAGUUCGGCUCCUUCCCCGUCGUCGUCGGCUCCUCCGUCGAGAUGGCCAAGUUCUUCCUCAAGACCCACGACGUGGUGUUCACCGAUCGCCCCAAGACCGCCGCCGGCAGGUACACCACCUACAACUACAGCGACAUCACCUGGUCCCCCUACGGCGCCUACUGGCGCCAGGCCCGCAAGAUGUGCCUCACCGAGCUCUUCAGCGCCAAGCGGCUCGAGUCGUACGAGUACAUCCGCAGGGAGGAGGUUCUCGCCCUGCUCGGCGACCUGUAUCGCGGCGGCGCCGGCGCCGGCCGCGUGGUGGUGCUCAAGGACUACCUGUCCACGGUGAGCCUGAACGUGAUCACGCGCAUGGUGAUGGGCAAGAAGUACCUGGAGAAGGAGGUGAAGGACGAGGCAGGGGCGGUGAUCACGACGCCCGAGGAGUUCAAGUGGAUGAUCGACGAGCUGUUCCUGCUCAACGGCGUGCUCAACAUCGGCGACUCCAUCCCGUGGCUGGACUGGAUGGACCUGCAGGGGUACAUCAAGAGGAUGAAGAAGCUGAGCAAGAUGUUCGACCGGUUCCUGGAGCACGUGGUGGAUGAGCACAGCAAGCGCCGUCGCCGCGAGGGGGAGAGCUUCGUGGUGAAGGACAUGGUGGACGUGCUGCUGCAGUUCGCCGGCGAUCCCGGUCUUGAGGUCAAGCUCAACAGAGAGGGCGUCAAGGCUUUCACUCAGGUGAGUACUAUUGCUUUCCUUCCCUGCAGCACAGAGAGCUCGGCGGUGACAGUGGAAUGGGCCCUCUCAGAGCUCCUGAAAAAGCCAGAGGUGCUCGCCAAAGCCACGGAGGAGCUGGACCGUGUGGUGGGGAGAGGCCGAUGGGUCACCGAAAAGGACAUGCCGAGCCUUCCAUAUGUGGAUGCCAUCGUCAAAGAGACCAUGCGGUUGCACCCGGUGGCACCGAUGCUUGUACCCCGCCUUUCCCGUGAGGACACGUCCAUCAACGGCUACGACAUCCCCGCCGGCACACGGGUGCUAGUCAUGGUGUGGUCUAUUGGCCGUGACCCGAAGUUGUGGGAGGCGCCGGAGGAGUUCAUGCCAGAGCGUUUCCUCGACAGCAGACUCGACGUCAAGGGGCAGGACUAUGAGCUGCUUCCAUUCGGGUCAGGACGCAGGAUGUGCCCCGGGUAUAGUUUGGGACUAAAGGUGAUCCAGGUAAGCCUGGCAAACCUGCUGCAUGGGUUCACAUGGAGACUCCCUGACGGUGUAGAGCUGAGCAUGGAGGAGAUCUUCGGCUUGUCCACACCACGUAAGUUCCCGCUGGAGGCCGUUGUGGAGCCCAAGCUACCAGCUCACCUCUAUGCCGAGGCUUGA
Messenger RNA from Triticum turgidum subsp. durum (durum wheat), 1563 nucleotides. The record is from the annotation of a GenBank genome assembly. Lineage: Eukaryota; Viridiplantae; Streptophyta; Magnoliopsida; Poales; Poaceae.